GCCAACCAGUGGGCGGAGUCUAAACUUUGCAGGUGCGCGUGACGUCACUCGUCAACUGGUCUAUACAUUCAGUUGAAACAUCAUAAUAUCUGUUUGCAUGCUCUAAUUUACAGCACCAGCAGGUUGAAAGAGUAGAGACUAAAGUGAAAGAGAAAGGGACUCAGUUCCAUAAAUUGAUCCUGAUUUAUACUGUGGGAUUAACUGCUAUUUGAAUUUUCGUCUGCAUGUAUUUCAUUAUUGACUGAAAAGCAUUCCUACAUUAAUAACAGAAGUGAACUGUGAACUAUCUUAUUGAUGAUGUUGUCUUGUUUUUUGGGAUACAUCCGGGUUACAGUAUAAUGAACUAUUUUAACAGAAUUAUACUUUAACUACUUUAGCAUGUAAAACUUCAUACACUAGAGUAUCCAAAUUGGCAACAGGUUUUUUGUUUUUUGUUGUGAAACAUUGGCCUAUGGUUGAAAAGUUUUAUCGCACAUACAUGUAUUGUGUUUGAAUUUAUCUGCGUUUCAGUGUUAAUUUAACUUCUAAGGUUGAUAAACUUUUGGAACUAGCUUUAAUUCUUUCAUAUUUUACAAGAAAUAUACUUGAACGAUUUGAACAAAAAGGUUUUAACUUUAUAAACAGUAACAAAAUGGCUACAGGUUCAUUGUCUUCGGUUCCAAAACGUUUGCGUAUGGUUGAAUACUUUUCUUGCACAUGUUGUUUAGAGCAGAAUCUUACGGAAUCUGCAGACAUUUAUUGUGAAAAAUGUUUAAGGUUUUAUUGUAAAAAAUGUGUUAUCCUGCAUAGUCAGUUGUUUACAAAACAUAUGACAUGUGGAAGGGAGGAUAUUAAGAAAUGGCCAGUUUCUAAGACGGUGGAAGAUUUUCUCAGGAAGUGUGAGGUGCAUGAGGAUGAAACACUGACACAGUUUUGCCAUGACCACCGUCAGCUGUGCUGCUCUGCAUGUGUUGGAACAAUUCACAGCCAGUGCAGUAAAGUGACUCCAAUUAAUGAGCUGACUAACACGCAGCCCACAGACCUACAGGGACUGUCAGUGAAGCUGGAAACUGUCCUGGGAGAAAUCAUAGGCCUUCAGAUCAGUCAGGAGGCCAGCAUUCAGUCAAUGCAGAGAACAUACAAGGAACAUAGUGCAGUUAUGAUAGAGCAAAUGCGUGGCAAUUUAAAUACUUAUAUAGAUGAAUGUGAUAAUAAUUCUGUGGGAACAUGUAGGAAUGUUGUUUCUAUCGUGAAUGAAUUCAAUACUAUUACUGCGAAGGAACUUAACGAGAUGAAAGAUGAAGUUAUAAGCAUUAAAGGGUCAGUUACAAGUUCUAUUCAUAAAUGCACCAGUCUUCACAAUGACUUGUCACAUUUCCAUGAAAUUUUUGAGAAAAUUGGAGAUCAUAAGGAGCUCUGCCUUAUAGCCAGCAUAAAAUGUAAGCAUAUAAUACAGCAGGCACUGACUCUGCUGGGAAGGUCAGGGAAGGUGUUUAAUGUCCAGAGUAAUACUGAGCACAAUGUGAGAAUACCAAGUGAUUCAUAUGUAAAGACAUGUUGUAUCACAGGCAUAUGUGUUCUGACUGAUGGGCAGGUUCUGGUCGCAGACUGGCAAAAUGGUAAAGUCAAGCUGCUGAACCAGCAGUACCAGGUGGUAAGUUACUGGGAUGUGACUGCUACUAUAUAUGACAUGUGUCUCAUCACACCCAGUGAGGUUGCUGUGGCUGUGCAUGAGAAUGCUAGCAACACUCAUGAGGUCCAGUUUAUCAAAGUCACCCAAAGCCAGCUCAUUCCAGGGAGGAAGCUUAAGUUACAACAUGAAUGUUAUGGUAUUGCCCAUCACCAGGGUGAACUGUUUAUCUGCUCUGGUACUGCUCUGUUCGAGUACAUUCUGAAUGGCAAACUAGUCUGCAGACUCUAUGAAGACAGAUCAGCUUAUAAUACAGAUCCGUAUGGUGUUUGCUUGGUGUCCCAGUCUAACUCUGAGAGGGAGAAUGCACCAGACGGCCGCGACUUUGACAAUGUAUACAAGUGUGCUGUGAGUCCCACAGGAGACAGGCUGUACAUCAUCAGCAGGUACCAGCACAUGCUUCUCACCAUGGCCAGGGAUGGCACACUCCUGGCUACAUUUACAGACCUAGCACUAGGUGGCCUACAUGGUCUACAUGUGACCCCUGCAGGCCAGGUGCUGUUCUGUGGAGGCUGGUCCCACUCUAUACUCCAGGUGGGCUGGGAGGGAAAGAGUAUGCUGGUCAAUCUGGCUACAGUCGAGAGGUAUGGAAGGAGGAAGCCAUUGUCAGUCUGCUACAGCAGCACAACAUCAUCCAUCAUUGUGGGACAGUUGGGGAGAGACAACAUCCUGGUGUUCAGGGUGGAAUAGUGUGUACAUUCGCUGCUGAGUCGGGACAAUGAUGCUAAAGAUGUGUUGGACAAGAAUAAGCUGAAUACACACAAGGUCCAAUAUCUGAAACACCGCCAUUUUCCAGUUGAGAGGCCUAUGAUGGAGAUACCAAAAAACACCAAGAUACCAAGCCCCAGUCUUGCUACCAAGCCCCGUGUCCACCCCACCUAGAAGUCAGACCCCUCCGUCUUCAACCAUGCCACGUAACCACAGGGGCGUUAACUAGGCCUUGAACCAAGACAGGGACUUUAAGGCAGUUUUGGGUGUCCUGAUCCAAUACUGCUCAUUCACAACUGCUCAGAAUUGACGGUACCCUCUGCUGGCAUAUCUGAGGACGUCCUUGUCUUCAAAUCAGUCCCCUGUGUCCACUCUGGUCCCAUGGGAAUGUAUUCGAAUCUCCAGUAGAGCUACCAAAACCAACAAAGCAACUACCCACAUCCAAACUUGCUAGUUUACCCUAUACAUUUAACACAGCAGGAAAAUAAAAUACUUAUAACGAUUAUGGUGGAUAUCAAACCUGGCUCAUACAAAAUAUACAUCCUCAGGCACAGCAACAGUUUUAAACGCCGCAAACUUAUGCUAGUGUAGCAGAAGAGAAGAAAUGCUGACUAGAAUUUUGUUGUAGCUUGACAGUGAGAAAAGUGGAUAUGAUUUAGCUAUAAGAAAUUUAAGGUGGUGCUUUUGUAUUUCAAUGAAGGGUUAGGUGUUCAUGAACGUGUAUCAAGCCAAACCUCUAUUUGUAUAAUGCCUACGAGCCUGUCGGUGGGAAAGCGUGGCUAAAUGCAUGUGUGUUAAGUGGCAGUCUGCAAAGGCUAAUCAGGGACGAUAUUUUUUGCCCAGACUAGAUUUCUCAUUUGGAAAAGACUACCUUUAGACAAAAAUUCCAUAAAAGAGUGUAGUCACUGAUUAAGACUGCAUUGGCUACCCGGAGUGUAGUCACUGAUUAAGACUGCAUUGGCUACCCGGCACAAAGAGUGUAGUCACUGAUUAAGACUGCAUUGGCUACCCGGCACAAAGAGUGUAGUCACUGAUUAAGACUGCAUUGGCUACCCAGCAUUAAAGAGUGUAGUCACUGAUUAAGACUGCAUUGGCUACCCAGAGUGUAGUCACUGAUUAAGACUGCACUGGCUACCCUGAGAGUGUAGUCACUGAUUAAGACUGCAUUUGCUACCCGGCACAAAGAGUGUAGUCACUGAUUAAGACUGCAUUGGCUACCCUGAGAGUGUAGUCACUGAUUAAGACUGCAUUGGCUACCCGGCACUCUACUGUAGUCACUGAUUAAGACUGCAUUGGCUACCUGGCACUUUACUUUACUCACAUGCAUUAAGCAUGUUUUUAUGCUCCCCCCAAAAAAUUGGGGGGGGGGGGGAGCAUAUAGUCGCCGCUUCGUCCGUCCGUGCACAAUUUUUGUCCGGGCUAUUUCUCAGCAACUAAUGACCGGAAUUCAAUGGAACUUUAUGGGAAGCUUCACUACCAAGAGGAGAUGUGCAUAUUAUCAGCGGGUUCUAGUCGGAUGAUUUUUCAGAGAGUUAUGGCCCUUUGAAAUUUUCCAUUAACUGUACAUAUAGUGCAAUUCUUGUCCGGGCUAUUUCGCAGCAAUUAAUGACCGGAAUACAAUUAAACUUUAUGGGAACCUUCACUACCAAUAGGAGAUGUGCAUAUUAUCAGCCGGUUCUGGUGGGAUGAAUUUUCUUAGAGUUAUGGCCCUUUGAAAUUUUCCAUUAAAUGUACAUAUUGUGCAAUUCUUGUCCGGGCUAUUUCUCAGCAACUUAUGACCGAAAGUCAAUGAAACUUUAUUAGAAGCUUCACUACCAAGAGGAGAUGUGCAUAUUAUCAGCCGGUUCUUGUCGGAUGAUUUUUCACAGAGUUAUGGCCCUUUGAAAUUGUCCAUUGUACAUAUAGAGCAAUUCUUGUCUUGAACAGUAAAGAUUGACAUUGGAUUCAUUCAUGCAAAGUGGCUGCUUUAUCAAGCUAGCACAAAAUCUUAAUAUUAUUCAUUGAGACCAAGAUAUUUCUACAGCCCACCAGUACAAAGAUGAAUUGAAUAUAAAUUAACUGGUUCAGGGCAUUUGGAUUGUACUACAUUUUGUUAAGUUUUUAGGUGAUAACACCUGAUUUAGUAUCCACUAUUAGAUAAUUGUUUCAGACAUUGUAUUCUUGUUUUGAUGAAAUAUAAAAUGUUAUUAUAUUAAAAUAGCCGAGAUGCAAAUACAACAAGUCAGAUUAUGUCGCAAACAUGCAUUAUUCAGAUCAAGUGUUGAAAAUCAUGAAGUUGUCAUAUUUUUUUUUUACCAACUCAGUACUUUCCCCAGGCCAUUUAACAGUAAAUUGUGUGUGAGGGGGGGGGGGCUUGAAUGUGGAAAUCAGAGUCCCUGUGACGUUUGAAAUUUUCUGAUUAAUGUAUUUUUUUUCAGUUAAUGAAACUUGCCUUUUUGGGGAUUAUGCAAAGUUUGCAAAUCCUUGUUGUCUCAUGUAUACAUUUGUUGCUAGAUUACGUAGUUUCGGAUCGAUAAAAAUAAUUGAAGAUAUAGUGUAACCAUUUGUUUAAUACUUAGAUGAUAAAAAAAGUUCACGUUGAUGAACAUUUUGUUUGAAUUUUGUUUUUGUUUACUUUUUUCAUGAUAAUGGCAUAUUUAUUUAGUAUACCACUGUGACAAAAUGUCCACUUGUUAUGUUCAGCGUUGUUUAUAAAUAUACUUGCUAAUGUGCAAUGCAUAGUUUACAGUAAAGUUGGCAGACAAUAGUGUUGAGAUGUCUCAGAUUGCAGACUUUAAAUGUAACAAUAUUAAAUAGUGAUUAUAGGCAGUUAAUUUGUUCUCCAGAUGUCAGAGGAAUAUUCUGUUAAGUUUGGAAGAUAGCCUUAGGAUACAGACAUAAGAACGUGUAUUCAUAUCAUGCAUAGUAACUGUUUCAUUUGUUGAUGUUAUGUGUAUUUGUUAUUGAACUUGUGUUCAAUGUUUUAUUUCACUCAUGUGAAUAAUCAUACUUCAUAGUAAUGACAAAUACUUAUGUGCGCUAUACUAUUUAAUGAUGUUACUGCGUUGGUGGCUCAAGCGAGACUGGCUUAUCAGCUCAAUGUACAGUAUAAUAGUCAGGUUAUUCAAGCAUGCAACUAUCUAUAGUCUGCAGGGCUCAACAUUAACAGAAAAACCAACUUGCCCUACCGUGCAAGUACUUAGAAAAUCUACUUGCCCUGAACGUAAAGCUGCUUGCCCAAACAUGAAAUAUCACAUUUACUGUAAACCUCAUAUUUUUUUAUAAAGAUCAAAGUGAUACACCACAAAACCUUUUUUGUUUUUGAAAAUUUAACAAAAUGAUUACUGCAAUUAAAGUCUAAUGAAAGUCUAAAUUACAUGCUCUUUGUUGUUUUUUUUCACUUGCCCGGGUGGACAACUAGAUUAUAAAAUAACUUGCCCGGACCCAACAUUUGCUUGCCAGGGGCAAUAGGACAACUGUUAAUGUUAAGCCCUGGUCUGUAUUUAGUUACACUAUGCAACAGUAAUAUUGAACAUUCAAAUUCACAAAAUACAUUUCAUAAGGGACUAACGUCUUAAAUUUAUAGUUUGUUUACGUUGAAAAACCCCAUCUAAAGUCUGAAAUUGGGAGGAUAUUGAAUACAGUUUUGUAAAUAAUGGCAAUAUGAACAAUUGAAAUAGUUGUAAGCUAGUUGUAUCAAAGUUAUUAAAUUGUAUCAUACAUGUAGAUAAACCUUGUAUACAUACAUUUUCUGGCCAAUAUGUAUCUGUGCUUUACAUUAUUUAUUGUUAUUGGUUUGAUAUUUGAUAGUGUUACAUAUCGUGUUAUGAAUACAAUGUAAAUAUGAUUUUAUUUUAAACCGAUUAAAUUGUAUUGUUUGCAUUUUAUUAAAUGUAUGACAUUUCAGCCUCUCUAUAUUUAAAACAAUGUUGAAUU
Molecule: messenger RNA, 6292 nt
Organism: Dreissena polymorpha
Lineage: Eukaryota; Metazoa; Mollusca; Bivalvia; Myida; Dreissenidae
Exons: 7
Coding region: 632-2359 (575 amino acids)
Molecular function (GO): protein binding; zinc ion binding
Source: RefSeq, a predicted model, not a curated record